Molecule: messenger RNA, 4170 nt
Organism: Python bivittatus (Burmese python)
Lineage: Eukaryota; Metazoa; Chordata; Lepidosauria; Squamata; Pythonidae
Source: RefSeq, a predicted model, not a curated record
GCAUUUCAAAAUGAAUUAAACACUUUUCUUCACCAUCUUUAAAUCUUUCUACAGUUUUGUUAAGAUCAAGAGACUUUGAUGAGUCUCCCCUCUCCCUCAGUUUUCAUAACAAGCAAGUAUCUCAGUCAGUUGCUCUGUGCUUUCCCAGGGUAUACUCAUAAGUAAAGGAAUUUUACUGUGUGAAUAACACAGAGAAUGACAAAGCAAACCACGUAGCUGGAGCUCAUGGCUAAUGAGCUAAUUGCCAGCAACUGACUAGGAAUGAAUCAGCACAAUAAAUUGUCCUUGAACAACAGAAUUUGACUAGAGGUUUUUAAAAUUGAACUCAACCACCUUGAUUAAGGACAGGAGGCUUUCUACAGAAAUGAUUCACUGAAUGUACUUGAGGAAGAAUCUGUGAAGAAAAUAUGGCUGCCCAAGAAAAGCAUAUAGUGACUUCUUCCUCAGCAAGAUCAGCUGUAAUAAAACUUUUCAUCCGUUUAUUGACAGUUCAGGUAAUGCUGGUAGGAAAUGUUUUAUGUGGGCAUGUGCUUAUUUGGCCAACAGAAGCCAGCCAUUGGCUAAAUGUUAAAAUCAUCAUUCAGGAACUGAUAGACAGAGAUCACCAUGUCAGCAUCCUGGUUUCAACAGCAUCUAUCUUCAUCACACCUGGAGAUAUUUCAGCUGCCAAGUUUGAAGUGUACCCUGUGCCCUUUACAAAGGAGGAGUUUGAUUCUUUGAUCACGGAUAUCAUAAAGUUGUGGUGGAAUAACAAACCAACUACUCCAACCUUUCACAAGUUUUAUCAGGAGCUAGGGAAGCUGAUGGAGAAAGCAAAUAAACUCAAUAGGCAAAUGUGUGAAGCAGUCCUGUCUAAUCAAGAACUCAUGUUUAAGCUAAAGGAGGCGAAAUAUGAUGUGCUUCUUUCUGAUCCUGUGACAAUAUGUGGUGAUCUGAUUGCUUUGAAGCUGAACAUCCCAUUCUUGUAUACACUGAGGUUCACUCCAGCUUCAACAGUGGAGAGACAUUGUGGAAAAAUACCUGCCCCUCCUUCUUAUGUUCCAGCUGCUUUAUCUGAGCUCACAGACAGAUUGUCAUUUGGAGAAAGGAUAAAAAAUAUUAUCUCUUACCACAUUCAAGACUAUGUUUUCCAGAAAUACUGGGGGAAAUGGGAUUCCUAUUACAGUCAGGUUUUGGGGAGACCUACAACACUAUGUGAAACAAUGGGUAAGGCAGAAAUAUGGUUGAUCCGAACCUACUGGGAUUUGGAAUUCCCACGACCUUUUCUACCAAACUUUGAAUUUGUUGGAGGUCUGCACUGCCAGCCAGCCAAGCCUUUACCUGAGGAAAUGGAAGACUUUGUACAGAGUUCAGGUGAACAUGGUAUUGUAGUAUUUUCCCUUGGUUCAAUGGUUCAAAACUUAACAGAUGAAAAGAAUAAUAUAAUUGCGUCAGCACUCAGCCAGCUUCCGCAGAAGGUUAUUUGGCGGUACAAAGGGAAAAAGCUAGAUAUGCUUGGAGCCAAUACAAGGACCUAUGAUUGGAUACCACAAAAUGAUCUUCUUGGCCACGCAAAGACCAAAGCCUUUAUAACACAUGGUGGAACAAAUGGGAUUUAUGAAGCUAUUUACCAUGGGAUUCCCAUGGUAGGGAUCCCUAUGUUUGCAGACCAGACUGAUAAUAUUCUCCACAUGAAGGCAAAGGGAAUGGCUGUGGAACUGAACAUCCAUACAAUGAAAACAGAAGAUUUAGUAGAUGCUGUGAAUACUGUCAUUCACAAUGCUCUUUUUAAGAAAAAUGCACGAAGAAUAUCACAGAUCCAUCAUGAUCAACCAAUAAAGCCACUGGACCGGGCUGUCUUUUGGAUUGAAUUUGUCAUGCGUCACAAAGGUGCUAAGCACUUGCGAGCAGCUGCCUAUCACUUGACUUGGUACCAGUAUCACUGUCUGGAUGUCAUAGCCUUCUUGAUUGGCUGCACAGUAAUUUUUGCAUUCAUAGCUUUUAAGUGCGGCUCAUAUUGCUUUUGGAAAUGUGGCAACAUCUUACAAAAAUCAAAAACAGAUUAAUUUUUCUGGGAUUCAACCUCCAGUACAUGAUUUACAUAGUUUAUGCUCAUUCUUAGUACCCUGAAAUUUAUGUUAACUGUUUCCAUAUUAGGUUCCAUUCAUAAAAUUAAAUUUUAUUUGUAUGUGUAAAUGGUUAACAAAUCCACAGUUAUUUUUGUUUUAGUUAAGAUAAUUGUGAAGUCAGAGAGAAAUUGAAGCCAUGACUGUUUGCAAGUAAUGGUAGCUUCUCUAUCAUUCUCCAAAUCAAACUGUUACUUAAUUUAGAAAUGUAGGUGUAUUAUGUUGUUUUUCCCUAAAAUCCCAAUCAUUGUUUUCAAAAAAUAUGCAUGGAAAUAUCUAAUAUAGAAGAGAGAGGUAACUAGGCAAGAUUUUGGUGAUGUACUUAUUUCCCCUGCUGUCUUCCAUAACAAGCAUGAGGAAAAAAGUCAGGUUAAAACAAUAAUUUGUACAAAACUCAAAAUACCAUGUCAGCUUUAUACUUUAGUACAGAGUUCAGACAACUCCCUAUGUCAUUUUGGUUCUAUCUUGUGCUUUGGCUCUUCAGAUGGACACAUCUUUUAACAAAUACACAGAAGUUGCUGCUUUUACCAUACCAGUUUUUUAUAACUCCUAUCUGAACAUACUUGCUUUUGUUUAAGGAAAAAUCCCAAAUGUCUCUGAGAACCUUCAUUGCAUUUCACUGCCUUUUUUGUCUAAUAUUCUAAUCAACACAUGGCCUUUACCAGAGGUAAAAGCUUGGGGAGAAAAUUCAAGAUUUUUGUUUUCUCAAGGUUUAGAAAUAUAAAAAACCAAUUAUGCAUUAUUUUCUUACAAUUGUGAAUAAAAUGUUUAAGACAAGACAUUCAUAUACAAAAUAUUUUGCUUCCUGUAGCUGAUUUGGUCUUUUGACUGUAAUAAGCUUACAAUAACUCUCACAAAAUUAUCUUCCUUACCUAUGCAGAGGAAAAAUAGUACUUCCCAGGAUCAUUAUACACUGUCCUUGGAAGAGCAUAAUUCAUUUUUUACCCUCAGUAGGAUAUCUUGUCCUCCUGCUAGCAUGACUAGACUUCAAAGGAUAGAAAGUACAGAGGAGAGAACAGCAGUCAAUUUAUUCUCCUAGAUAUAUUUUUUCUUAUCUGGAAGGGGAUCAUUUUAAAUUAAGGGGUCUCUUUGGGUACAUGCGGUAUUAGACAUGAGUUAACCAACUGCUUUACUUGUUUCAGACACUGUAAAUGUAAAGGCUUAGGAACAAAUUCUUCUCUCUGGUCUUGUAGUUCUUCCCUUUAUUCCAUAAAAGAAGAAAACACCACAAAAAUGUUCAAAGAAAACACUGUAUAUUUUUUAAUUGAAAUACAAAGGGUUCUGAAGUCAGGAUAUUAACCCUUUUUUGGCUACAUCAAUGUAUUUUCAUUUCCUAUAUAAAUUAUAACUGAUUUCUAAUCUUAUAGUUUGUUGCAAAAUUACCCAACCACACUUUCAAAUUAAUUAAUAUUAAUUUAAUGUUAAUAUUAAAAUGAUUUUAUGAGCAAUUAUACAUAAACUGUAUUAUAUUCCUAUGGGGACAAAAUAACAAGAUUGGUAAAGGGUGCCAGGUAUUGCAAUUUUUCCAAUUUUUUGUUUUGUUUUAUUUUUAAAUCAGGAAAAAAGGAGAAAUGUUCUUUCUGAAAUCAGAAUGUCCAGAAACUUUACACCUCUAGCUUUCUCAUUAGUGUACUACUAUAAUUUCAGACAGAUGAUUUGCAUCCUCUCAGGCAUGAACAAGAGUUCUUACUGGCAGUAAUAAAUAACAUGGGGCUUGGCUAAAUAAACUAGUAUGGAACUGUUCACUGGCCACUGUUCUCCAAAAGCUUUCUAUAACAAAACUAUGCAUUUUCCUGAGUCAGAGAUUCUCACACUUUCUACUUUUAUGGAGUUGUUAAUUUAUAUGUCACAAAAUUAUGUAUAUUAGAUAGGAAUGGAAAUUAAUUUUAUCCGGGUAAUCUUCACCACCUAGGACAACCCCAUUGGUGCCUCCUUUUCUCUCAACACUAAGCUGAAGACAUUAAUAUGCCUGAAAUGAUAUUUUCAAAUCAAUCUUUCUUUUCUUAGAAGCUAGAAAGCAUGAAAGUCCAUGGAAGUUGACUGUUAGCAAUUUAUUAUAAAAAAA